AUGCAGAAUGCCCGGAUAUGGCAGGAUGCAGGCGAGGGAGCUUUGGAUCUCAAGCGCGCCCUCUCCGCCAUUUCAGACCUCCCCGAUUCCCUCCUGAGAGCGGAACUCCAGCGACGAAAUGUGGCCCGAUCCUCAGACUCGGUCGAUGCAGCACCGGCCUGUGGAUCUCGACAAAGAGGUGCUUAUAACACACCCCUUCAUGUCAUGGCUCUAUUCCUUAUCUUGGUAUUGAGUACAUUCGCCUGCUCAUUCCCGGUCCUUGCUCGUCGAUUCCCUCGUCUUCCAAUCCCCCGCCACUUUCUCUUCAUUUCAAGGCAUUUCGGAACUGGUGUCUUGAUUGCGACGGCUUUCGUACACCUGCUGCCAACAGCAUUUGUAUCAUUGACCGACCCAUGCCUCCCACGGUUCUGGAGUCAGACUUACCGUGCUAUGGCAGGAUUUGUGGCCAUGGUAGCUGUCUUCGCCGUCGUCUUAGUGGAGAUGUUCUUCGCUAUGAAAGGGGCAGGUCAUGUGCACGGAAAUGAUUACGAUACGCUCAUGGGGGGCAUUGGUCGUGAAUCCAUGGACGAGUUUGGACAUGGAGACUCCACUUACUCGCAUUUGGGAACCCAAGAAGGAUUUGGCCAUAUCCCUAUGGAGGGCCUACAGCAAGGUAGUCAUGGCGACACUGAACGGCCUUCAGGCUCCUCACGCGAGUUCGAACGGUCACACCUCCCGGGCACCCAUCCCGAUAAGGAGGAGGAAGAAGAGGAUUCUGACAUUGAGGGACUGGACCCGUUUGCUGAUGAUGUCUCCAUCAAUGGGCGAUCACAACCACCCCCACAUUCUCGUCACCAUCGCCGGCCGCGGGUCAGUACCAACUAUAGGACCCAGGAAGACUUGGGGUCGCCGAUGCCGAACCCACAGCGGCAACUUCUUCAGUGUCUUCUUCUAGAGGCCGGUAUUCUAUUCCACAGCAUCUUCAUCGGUAUGGCUCUCAGUGUCGCCACCGGGACGUCAUUUAUCGUUCUCCUUAUCGCUAUCAGUUUCCAUCAGACCUUCGAAGGGUUUGCUCUGGGAUCUCGCAUUGCGUCCCUCAUCCCCGAUCUCUUCUCACCGUCUUCUAUGAGGCCUUGGCUCAUGUGCUUGGCGUACGGAACUACGACUCCCUUUGGCCAAGCCAUCGGCCUUGUGUUACACAAUUUCUAUGACCCCGCAAGCGCAACGGGUCUGCUUAUGGUGGGUGUCACCAAUGCGAUCAGUAGCGGAUUGCUACUCUUUGCGGGUCUUGUGGAGCUACUUGCCGAGGAUUUCCUGAGCGAGUCGAGCUAUGCGACUCUGAAGGGUAGACGGCGUGUCGAAGCUUGUAUAUCAGUUGCCUGUGGAGCUCUCCUAAUGGCGUUUGUUGGGGCUUUUGCCUAG
Molecule: messenger RNA, 1401 nt
Organism: Penicillium canariense
Lineage: Eukaryota; Fungi; Ascomycota; Eurotiomycetes; Eurotiales; Aspergillaceae
Product: putative ZIP family zinc transporter
Exons: 3
Coding region: 1-1401 (466 amino acids)
Biological process (GO): zinc ion transmembrane transport
Cellular component (GO): plasma membrane
Molecular function (GO): zinc ion transmembrane transporter activity
Source: RefSeq, a predicted model, not a curated record